AUGGCAGAGGAGCAGAGCGAGCUGGAGGAGAGGAUCAUCAUCAAGGACCAACACACCAAGGAGAUCGACCUGGUGAACAGAGACCCGAAACGGAUAAAUGAAGACGUUGUGAAGGUGGAUUUUGAAGACGUGAUAGCUGAGCCAGUGGGAACGUACAGCUUUGACGGUGUCUGGAAAACCAGCUACACCACCUUCACCGUCAGCAAGUACUGGUGCUACCGGCUGCUUUCUGCCAUCCUGGGAAUCCCCCUGGCUGUGGUCUGGGGCUUCCUCUUUGCCCUCAUCUCCUUCUGCCACAUCUGGGCAGUGGUGCCCUGCAUCAAGAGCUACCUGAUCGAGAUCCAGUGCGUCAGCCGCAUCUACUCCCUCUGCAUCCACACCUUCUGCGACCCGCUCUUCGAGGCACUCUCCAAGAUCUGCAGCAACAUCAGAGUUGCUCUGAGGAAGGAAACCUAG
Cygnus atratus (black swan) is the source of this 456-nucleotide messenger RNA. RefSeq names its product caveolin 3 (gene CAV3). Lineage: Eukaryota; Metazoa; Chordata; Aves; Anseriformes; Anatidae. The transcript is spliced from 2 exons. Gene Ontology annotation, biological process: caveola assembly; regulation of membrane depolarization during cardiac muscle cell action potential. The record is from RefSeq and is a predicted model, not a curated record. Gene Ontology annotation, cellular component: caveola. Gene Ontology annotation, molecular function: transmembrane transporter binding; connexin binding; molecular adaptor activity. The coding region runs from base 1 to 456 and encodes 151 amino acids.